GUUGCCAAGUCCAAGGUCACCUUGGCUGCUACUCCCUUUCAAGCCAAAGGGGCCAUCAAGGAUGUGUCUCAGGAGACUGGCACACCUUCAGCUGCUGGCUUGGAUCAGGAAGGUUUUCCAUCAACCUCUAUUUCAGCAGUCACUGUACCUUUUCCACCAUUUUUAAAAGAUGUUAUGUUUGCAGUGGGGUGUGCCGGGGGCCACUAAACCUGCCAUAUCCUUCCCAAAAAAUUGUAUGCCUUACCUCCAGAUAUAAUGGCUCUUUUGACAGUUCCUGUGGUGGAUGGACCUGUGGCCCAGCUGGUCACUGGGGCUCUGGUGAACAAGGAGGGAGAUGACCUUCUUAAGACACCAGAGGAAGAGAAAGCGGAUCAUCUGCUACGGCUAACUGGUGUCACCCCUGGAAUAACAGGCAGAGGAUCGGGAAGAGCACGUGCUGGAGGUUAUGUCAACGCACAAAACCGUAAGCAAUGACGCGAUAUCGGUGGGGGGCAGGCUUCUGGAAUUCGCAGAAGCCUGGGUGCACAGCACCACGGAUCAAUGGGUGUUGAGAACAGUAAAGCACGGCUGUGUUAUAGACCUUGUGGCAACUCCUCCCGAUUUUCUUUUCUUAACACCUGUCCCCAAGGUGAGGUCCAAGAGACUGUUGAUGGACCAAAGCAUCCAACACUUAUUAGACAUCCAUGCGAUAGAACUGGUUCCGUUGAUGGAAUUAUGUGUAGGUGUCUUUUCUCUUCUCUUUUUGGUGCCAAAAAGAAAAAAGAAAAAAGAAAAGAAAAGAAAGGAAAAAAGAAAGGGAAAGAAAAAAAAAAGACGACUCCUGGCGCGCGAUUCUGGAUUUGAAAAGACUGAAUCAGUUUGUGCAAAAACGCACAUUUCGAAUGGAGUCUUUAAGGACAAUAAAGGCAGCCGUACACCUGGGCAAUUACUUGUCCUCGAUAGACCUUUCAGAGGCGUACUUACAUGUACCGAUUCAUCCUGCCUCUCGCCAAUACCUGAGGUUUAUUUACAAUCAGAGACAAUUCCAGUACAGGGCUCUACCCUUCAGGUUGUCCUUAGCUCCUCGCGUAUUCACCAAACUCAUGGUGGAGGUGAUAGCUUACAUGCGCUUGCGGGGGAUCCAUGUUUACCCGUAUCUGGACGGCUUGCUUGCGAGAUCUCUGUCCUACCAUCAAACCUCCAAGGACAUAGAUCCGGACGUCCAGAUACUAGAGGAUCACGGGUUUGUCAUCAACCGUACCAAGAGCCACCUAAACCCAUCUUGUGUACUCCAGCAUCUGGGAGAUGUUUUCGACACGAGAUUGGGCACAGUUUCUCUCCCAACGGACUGACAACAGAAGAUUGCCUCACACACCAGGCCAUGGCUGUCCAGGAAAUGGGGUUCCCUCAUGUCUCUGGCUCAACUCAUGGGCUCAGUGAUCGCCUGCCUAGAAUGCACGCCCUGGGCCAGGUGGCAUUCGAGACCACUUCAAUGGUUCUUGCUUCCUUUUCAGGAAGCCAUUAUGGCAAAGAAGCAGAUAAAACUUCGCUUACCACGGAAGGUCAGGAAUUCUCUCCUUUGGUGACUGUCGCUGGCGAUAGGAAAGUAAAUACUUCUGGAAAUUCCCCAGAGGAUCGUGGUGACGACCGACGCCAGCCUCUCUGGUUGGGGGGCCCACUGCCUGGCACAUCAUGCGCAGGGGUUGUGGGUUCAGAAGGAUUUGGAGAACAAUAUCAACUGGCUAGAGUUGAAGGCAAUUCGAUUAGCUCUUCUGCAGUUCCGUGAUCUGUUGAUAGGGAGACAUGUUCUGAUAAGGACAGACAACGUGACCGCAAAAGCUCACAUAAAUCACCAGGGUGGCACAAGAUCAAGGCCCCUCAUGCAGGAAUCCGACUUACUAUCCACAUGGGCGGAAAUUCACCUAUACUCCGUGACAGCGGAACAUCUGAGCGGCACGGAGAAUCUACAAGCGGAUUGGCUGAGCCGCCAAAACGGUGGAUCCAGCAGAGUGGGCCCUGCAUCCGGAAAUCUUCAAGGAAAUUGUCCACAGGUGGGGUCGUCCACAACUGGACCUCUUCGCGUCACAGGAAAACGCCAAACUACCAAG
Messenger RNA from Hemicordylus capensis (graceful crag lizard), 2087 nucleotides. RefSeq lists its product as uncharacterized. The transcript is spliced from 2 exons. The record is from RefSeq and is a predicted model, not a curated record. The coding region runs from base 446 to 1765 and encodes 439 amino acids. Lineage: Eukaryota; Metazoa; Chordata; Lepidosauria; Squamata; Cordylidae.